AUGGCAAUGAUGCACAGUCUCUUGCGUGCAGCGCUUCUUUGCGUGUCAUUUGGAUUCAUCUCAGCAAUUGUAUUUUGCAUCCGACGCCUGUACUGGCAUCCGCUCUCCAAGUAUCCUGGUCCUUUUCUUGCCAAAAUUACGGAUCUCUACGCUGCAUAUCAUGCAUGGAAAGGGGAUAUCCACAUCGAUCUAUGGAGACAACAUGAGCGAUAUGGGCCUAUUGUGCGGUACUCUCCAAACCAGCUCAACUUCAACACUGCCGAAGCCCUGAAGGAGAUCUACAUAAGCGGUGCGAAGAGCUUCCAGAAAAGUCCCAACUACCGAGUUCUAAGGCAUGGAGCCGCCAAUACCUUGACCAUGAUCAACAAGGAGGAGCACGCGCGUCGCCGCCGGAUCGUUUCACAAGGCCUGUCGGAUGCAGCUGUACGGUUCCACGAGCCUACACUGAUGGCCCAUAUUCAGAAGUGCUUCGCACUACUGUCAGGCACAGAUGAACCGAAAAACGUGGCAAGCUGGUUCAACUACCUGUCGUUUGACAUCAUGGCCGAUGUUGUGUUCGGCAUGCAGUACAACCUGCUGGGGUCGACAGCCAACCGUGCCAUUCCUGAUGCGAUUGAACAAUCCAAUGUUCGCGUUAGCGUACUUCUGCAAAGCCCUGUGACUCCGAGAAUUGCUCGCAUUGACCGCUGGCUGUUUCCCAAGGCGAUUCAGGCUCGUGACCAGUUUUUGAACUUUGUUCGAGGACUGGUCGACAAAGUCAUGAAGCCCGACUGUAGCUCCAAGGCCACAACUACAAUUGUAUCAAUAUUGAAGAACGCUCAUGACCCCGUUACCGGUCAGAAGCUGGGCUCCAAGGAAGUGCUUGCGGAAAGUACGACGUUAUGCGUUGCUGGCUCAGAUACGUCAUCAACUGCCAUGUCUGCCACAUUCUUCUACCUGGCAAACUCACCUAAAGCCUAUCGACGCGUUCAAGAUGAAGUCAGGUCGCUGUUCAACUCCGCAGAGGAGAUUCGAAUCGGCCCGAAGUUGAGCAAGCUCAUGUACGUGCGGGCCUGCAUUGAAGAAGCCCUGCGCAUGUCGCCACCUACAGGAGCGUCACUGUACCGGGAGGUUCUGCAUGGUGGCGCCACUGUCAACGGAGAAUGGUUCCCACCUGGAGUGGAUCUUGGUGUCCCAAUCUACGCUAUUCAGCACAAUCCGGAAUACUACCCAUCUCCUUUCGAAUUCCGCCCAGAACGCUGGAUGGAAAGCGAGGGGACCCCCAAGAAAAGCAUUGAAGCGGCAAGAGCAGCAUUCUGCCCCUUUUCGGUCGGCUCACGAAGCUGUGUCGGCAAGCACAUGGCCCUUGUCGAGUUGACCCUCGCAGUCGCAUAUGCUGUCUACACUUUGGACUUUGAGUUUGAUCCUGAGAAACAACAAGCUACCGACAAACGAUGGGGUAUCGAGGAUGAGUUCAAGUUGAGAGACCACAUCACGGCUUCGAAAGAUGGACCGCAUCUUCGUUUCACGCCACGUGCCAUGCCGGAGGGAACACCGGUAUUUGAAAAUGUGACUGAACUGCGACCAGUGUUGCAAAAUCGUUCAAUGACUGUGCCGACCAUAGGGACGUCGUGA
Molecule: messenger RNA, 1614 nt
Organism: Pyrenophora tritici-repentis Pt-1C-BFP
Lineage: Eukaryota; Fungi; Ascomycota; Dothideomycetes; Pleosporales; Pleosporaceae
Molecular function (GO): iron ion binding; monooxygenase activity; oxidoreductase activity, acting on paired donors, with incorporation or reduction of molecular oxygen
Source: RefSeq, a predicted model, not a curated record